Molecule: messenger RNA, 894 nt
Organism: Staurois parvus
Lineage: Eukaryota; Metazoa; Chordata; Amphibia; Anura; Ranidae
Source: the annotation of a GenBank genome assembly
UGGAAAUGAAGGAAGAUAUAAACACCAAAAAGGAAGACAUGAUGUUCCACAAAAUCUACAUACAGAAGCACGACAAUGUUAGUAUCCUGUUUGCUGAUAUUGAGGGCUUUACCAGCCUGGCAUCACAGUGUACAGCUCAGGAGCUAGUUAUGACUCUGAAUGAACUCUUUGCACGAUUUGACAAGUUAGCGGCAGAGAACCACUGCUUGCGCAUAAAGAUCCUGGGGGAUUGUUACUAUUGUGUCUCUGGAUUGCCUGAGGCCCGCGCUGAUCAUGCUCACUGCUGUGUGGAGAUGGGGAGUUGACAUGAUUGAAGCCAUCUCACUUGUGCGAGAAGUGACAGGUGUCAAUGUAAAUAUGCGAGUGGGGAUCCAUAGUGGACGUGUUCAUUGUGGAGUUCUUGGCCUGCGCAAGUGGCAGUUUGAUGUGUGGUCUAACGAUGUGACUCUGGCCAACCAUAUGGAAGCAGGUGGUAAAGCAGGGCGGAUUCACAUCACUAGUGCAACACUAAAUUACUUGAAUGGGGAUUAUGAGGUGGAGCCUGGUUGUGGAGGUGAAAGAAAUGCAUAUCUGAAAGAACAUGACAUCAAGACCUUCCUGGUGACCGGAUGCAGCCAGAAGAGGAAAGAGGAAAAAGCAAUGCUGGCAAAGCUACAAAGGGCAAGAGCAAAUUCAAAUGAAGGCCUUACAAGAGUCUGGGUACCUGAAAGAUCUUUUCCACGCAACAAAGGCUCCAAAGCCUUUCGACAAAUGGCCCUGGACUCACUAGGUAAUGAAGCUGUCUUAAGGAUGAAUGCCCUAAAGCCUGCACCUAAGAAGAAAAAAGUCAGCAAUGGCUACUGCUAUAAUUCUAUGCUAACAGGUCCCCUUAGGUUGUGUCUGUGCCAAAAAUGA